This is a messenger RNA of Aplosporella prunicola CBS 121167, 2055 nucleotides long. RefSeq lists its product as uncharacterized. Gene Ontology annotation, biological process: meiotic chromosome segregation. NCBI's taxonomy places the organism in Eukaryota, Fungi, Ascomycota, Dothideomycetes, Botryosphaeriales, Aplosporellaceae. The transcript has 5 exons. Gene Ontology annotation, cellular component: chromosome, centromeric region; nucleus. The coding region runs from base 1 to 2055 and encodes 684 amino acids. The record is from RefSeq and is a predicted model, not a curated record.
AUGGCGCGACUCAAUGAGGUUCCGCAGCCGGCGGAAUCCAUCGAGAGCUUGAAGCGACGCUUCAUCAGGCAGAAUCGCGAACUUGCAAAGAACAACUCCAACCAGUCCGUCCGCAUACGAGGCCUCGAGUCAGAACAGAACAGAUUGCUGCAAGAGAACCUUUCCCUCCGCGAACAAGUCAUUCAGCUCCAGCAUGAGCUAGAGAACACCCAAGGCCACAAUGCCGUCCGGCAUAUUGGCUCGGUCAAGGACAAGCUCGAGGCCAAGAUACAAGAGCUCGGUGGGCUGGUUGCGGAGCUGGGGUCGCUCCAAAAGCCCGCCUGCGAAAAGACAUCCGAGGCAACCGAACCGUCACGCUCGCGUGAAAUCUAUGAGUGGAAACAAUCUAUGAAGGAACAGAUGGAAGAGCCGGAGGGGGUCCUGCCGACCAUCAGGGAAGAUAAGUACUAUCCACGUCGGACGUUGAAUUCCGAGGAGAUCCGCGCAGCUUUAAUUGGAGACUCAAAUGAGUCGCCUGACCUUGGCCCACCACCCGUUGCCCACUUUGCGGAUGAAGACCCCAUCAAGUUCGACCCGAAGCCUGCGGAGGAGGACAAAGAUGAAGAACUUCCGGAUGCGGUCCACCAGGACGAGGAGGAAAUACCAGCCGCUCUUUCGGUCAACCUCGAGACGAGAAGGAGGCGUCGCGACAGCUCGACCAAGCUCGACCUCAGGAGAAUGUCCGGUUAUCAGCCGACACAGGAAGACGGCGAACCCAACACCAAGGACGAGGCCGACCAGAACCAGCAUUUGAGGGCAGGUACCAAGCGUAAGCUCAGUGCCACCGGCGAUGAUUUGCGUGCUGAGGCAGGAGAUCAAGAUCUACGAGAUGAAUUCAGAUUCAGCAGGCGCUCUAGCAGUAAGGCUGAGAGGGGAGAAAAUGCGGUUGCCGCGGUGGAUAACUCGGUCAGACAACCUAGUAAGUUGGACCUACUCGUCGCGGCUGAGCGGAAAGCCCUGGGAUCUAAGAGCAUCAACAACACUUCGCCUAAGAAGACUUCAAAGGCUUCCGGUACAGAGGAAAAGCUUCCAUCAAAGAAGGGUGCGUUGUCUGGAAAGGAUCCCAGUCGCAAUCGUGCCCGCGAGCGGAGGGCAAAGUCGACGUCCGUCACUAUUGCACCGCCCGAGAACAUGAAUGGCGCCAUUGAGACUGCCGACAUUGUAGUCGAGCAAGAGCCGGCAGAGCUGCCACCGAAGACUCCAGCAGAUCUCAAUCUCUUCUCUCCCCCAUCCACCGAACCUUCUGCGCGCGAAGAACCUAAGGACACACCAUCCGUCGAGAACCCAAAUGCCGCUGCUGCCAACUCGGAAGGCCCAGUAGGUAUUCGCCAGGCAAGACGCGCCCGUGCUCAGGUCAACUAUGCUGAACCAAACCUGGUCAGCAAGAUGCGUAGGCCUACGAAGGAGAUGGCGGACGCUGUUGUGGACGGAAGACGUUCAUCGAGUUCUGAAGGGAAGUCGGCUCCUUCAACAGCAAACCCGAUGCGGACGGUCGUCAUCAAGAAGGACAGAAGCGAAGACCCCAAUUCCGCAUGGAAGUCACUCCCUGCAGCAUCACGGCCCGAGCCGGGUAGUCCCUUGAGCAAGAAAACCGCGCCAUCGACUGAAAAGGAAGAGACUGAGGAGAAGGAGCCAGAGCGGACAGAUGAAAGGCCUUCCAAGUCUGCCACGGCGAUGAAAGACUUGAUGUCUUCUUCAAGCCGAAGGAGGCCCUCGAAGGCAGUAACCUUCGAAGCAGAGACGGGAGAUCGUGCGGACCUUGCCAUAUUCGACUUUAACGAUUCUUCUCCAGCCGAAAGAGAAUCUAACGCCAUUAUGAAGAGCAGCAGAGACCUUGUCAGAGCGUCACGCCGACACUCGUCCAUCAACUCUGUGUCCAAAGAGAGCAAUGAUACCAAAGAUGAAAAUGAGGACAGAAAAGUGAGCACCAAAAACACGAAGAGCUCGUCUACGGUGUCUGCCACGGGCGAGAAGUCAGAAAGGAAGACUUCGCGCAGGCGUAGUAUGAUGGUCUGA